AACGAGAGAAAGCAUUUAGCAAAAGCAAAAACAUGUCAAACAAUUCUUCCAAGAGUUUUUGCUUGUUAGGGUUUCCAUUGAUUCUUAUUCUUCUUCUAAGCUUCUUACUUUUUUCUUCGUUCCCUAAUAAUGAAUCUCCACCUCAACAGUUCUUCUCUUCACUUACUAUGUCCUCUCUUCUUGUUCACACAAAUGCAUUACAAUCCUCAUCUUCUUCUUCUUCGUUAUACUCUCCUCCGAUUACCGUAAAGAGAAGGAGCAAUCUUGAGAAAAGAGAAGAAGAGUUGAGGAAAGCAAGGGCUGCAAUUAGAAGAGCCGUCAGGUUUAAGAAUUGCACGUCCAACGAAGAAGUUAUUACUUAUAUCCCCACAGGCCAGAUCUACAGAAACUCAUUUGCCUUUCAUCAGUUAAGUUUAUACUUUUGAUUACAUUUUCUUUUGUGAUGACUACUUAUAAAUAAAUAUAUAUUUUAAAUUUUUGUAACCUUUGAAAUUUUACUAAAAACUUUGAGUUCACUAAUAUACAAUUAAUUAUUAUUAUAUAUUUACAAUUAUAUUUAUUUAAGUUUUGUAAUUUUAUAUAUAUCAACAUACAAAUAUUAUAACCCCUUAAUAACAAAGUACUUUAAAAGUUAAAACUAUUUAUUCAAUGUAACCUAUAUUAUUGAACAACAGUUUGAUCGUUUGAAUCAGUGGAAACCAUAAAAACCAAUAAAACAAUUUACACAAUUUCAAAUAUAUGAUGCAUUUGUCGUAUUUUGACAACUUUUAAGACUGUCAAUAUCAAAAUAAAAUUACUUUGAUGAUAAAACUAUAGAUGAUACUACUAUACCAUAGUUUGAAAACAUAACACAACAUAUUUAAAAAUAUUAUUCUUAUAUAUUAUUUUACUGAAUUUUGUUAAUUUUUACGUUUUGAAUCCAUUUUUUUUAUCAUCUUAAGAUGUUAUAUGCAUGAACCAAGAUUAAUAGUAUAUAAGAGAUUGCCUAAUUGCCUAACUUGAAGGUAUUUCACCAAACUUUCCACUGUUUUGAAAAAAUUGAGUGCAAGUCAUUCUCACUCAGUGUUACGGAACCACGGAAUAUGCAAAUUUAAUUGAACUUUCAACUCUACCAUUUCUUAAUUAAUUAAUUAAGACGUCAAUUUGCCUCAUUUGUUAUAUCACAUAAUUCAUAAUAUGCCAAAUUUAAUUAAACUUUCAACGCUUCCAAUUUUUUAUACUUUUAAAUUAAUUUAGAAGCCAAUUUGCUUAAUUUGUUAUAUCACAUAAUUCAUAAUAUAACAAAUUUAAUUGGACUUUCAACGUUUCCAUUUCUCUAUUUUUUUUGUUAAUCCAAAAUAAAAAUAUUAUAACACUCUUUCUUUCUAGUUUUGAUAUCUCGAGGAAGAGUAUUGGAAUUCUUUUAUUUUCGGUCAACUGAGAUAUAUUGACAUUUUGACCCACUCACAAAUUUAUGUUAAAAGGCCUUAGACUAUCACGAGCGCCUGCGAGAAUAGUUUCUCAUAUUCAAAAAUAUUUCAUAGCCCGCGAACAUGUUCGUUGGUAACUAAAAGAAUAAAUCAUAAUGAUCUUUUCACAGAAAAUCGACGAGAAUCAUGGGAGAAAGGGGUCGAUUUAGGCUCCUUCCCUUCCACUGCAUAGCUUCUGCUUAUCGCGUGAACGUGUGCAAUUUUGAUUAGAGGAGCAAGCUUGGGAACGGGAGGCUAGGGCGCAAGAGCACACGCGAGAGAACCUUGCCUUGUGGGUGUCCGAUGCACUACCGCUCGCCCCUGUAGCAGGGUUUAUGACCCAACUUGCCCACGAAAAAACGAAAAACUUUGAUUACAAAACCCUAAACUCAUUGAAAUUAUCAAGCAGAAAGAAGCAGAAAGAAGUAUAUUGUAAUUUGGGUCGUUUAAAUCUCACACUUAUAUUCAAUAGAAGAUUAAAUUUUCAAAAAUGCUUCAAAUCACAUUUUCUAAGAAGUGCUUAUAUUUGAAAAAUACUUGGGUGAAUCCAUUCAUUCACCCCUUUUUCAUUAACCAAUUAGAAUUUGACAUGUCAUUUAUUUAAAGAAUAAAGAAAUUAAAAUCAAUAAAAUAAAAUAAAUUAAAGAAACAAAUUCUGUAGAAUUUAAUUUAUUAAGGAAAUUAUUGGUUUGGGUUUUUAAAAUAGUGUUUAGGGAUAAGAUUUUAUAAAUAAACAAAUUUAUAUUUUGGUUUGGGUUGAUAAAAUAGUGGUUAGGGUUACGAUUACGUGAUUAAAAGAAUUUAUAUUUUGAUUUGGGUCGAUAAAAUUGUGGUUAGAGUUUAGAUUUUGUGAUUAAAAGAAAUAAUAUUUCGGUUUGGGUCGAUAAAAUAGUGGUUAGAGUUUAGAUUUUGUGAUUAAA
This is a messenger RNA of Arabidopsis thaliana (thale cress), 2368 nucleotides long. RefSeq names its product Exostosin family protein. NCBI's taxonomy places the organism in Eukaryota, Viridiplantae, Streptophyta, Magnoliopsida, Brassicales, Brassicaceae. Gene Ontology annotation, cellular component: Golgi membrane. Gene Ontology annotation, biological process: glycoprotein biosynthetic process. The transcript is spliced from 2 exons. Bases 33 to 425 code for a protein of 130 amino acids. Gene Ontology annotation, molecular function: glycosyltransferase activity. The record is from RefSeq and is marked reviewed.